CAACAAACGUGGAAGCAUCUAGCCACCCUGUCAAUAUCUCGCUACGAUUCAAAUUGUUUGCAAUUGUGCAAUUUGUUAGCUUGAUCUUGGAAAACGCAAUUUGGUAGUUGCUUUCCUGUAAGAUACCUAGCCAUAACGCAAUGGUUUCUUCCUUCUAUCAACAUCUCAAUGUCAUGAAAUCCGAAAUCCGGCUUCUCGAGAUUUUACAGAAUACCAGCAAUGAUGCGGCAUACAGGCUCAGCACUGUCUCUCUUGAUGACUCCCCCAAUUUCACAGCAUUAUCUUAUGUCUGGGGCGAUGCAGCUGUCACGGAUGACAUUGUGGUCAAUGAUGCCACGGUACCAGUAACGGUCAACCUCUCAUCGGCACUCAAGCACGUCAGCAAGCAUUGGCAAAAAACAUUCCAAGAUCGCAAUUCGAAUUCCUUCCGGCUCUGGGUUGACGCUCUCUGUAUUAAUCAGCUCGACAUCCAGGAGCGAAACGAACAAGUACUGCUUAUGCGCUCGAUCUAUACUUCUGCGGAAUUAGUCCUAGGAUGGCUUGGACCGGAAGACGAAAAAGUUCCCUUAGCUCUGGAGACGCUGCAAAUGCUUGAGCCGGAGUUUGGCGACCCCCAGGAUCCUACAUGGGACAUUAACAAGCUAUGUGACUUUGCUUGGCUUAAUAAAUAUCCCGGUCUCAAUGAAGAUGACCCACCUUUAGUCCACUCCCUGACUGAAGACAAGAUCUGGUCAGCUCUGGCCGAGAACAAGGUGUGGUCAGCUCUGGACUUGUUUUGCCAUCUGCCCUACUGGAAACGAGUGUGGAUAGUCCAAGAAAUGGUCCUCGCAAAAAGGCUUCUCUUCAUUAGCCCAUCCACAUCUGCCAGCCUAGAAACUUUCGGAGUUGUUUGUUCGGUCUUGUUACUUAUCACCCAAGAGCUCAACAAAGGUCAUUUGUCUCGGCCACAUUUUGUCUCUCGGUCAACAUGGUCGGUCCUUUCAUUACCCAAUGGCCUUCAGAGUAAAUAUGCUCCGAUUGCGUUAAGCACCAUGUGCAGAACCAUGUUUAUAUCCAGAAAAACGGCUACUUUGGAAGGAUGUCGAAUCAUGAACACAAUGUUUGCUAGAGCUGGUGCUAUACGCGGGGCUUCCAAUCCGAAGGAUCAUGUCUAUGGCACUCUUGGACUCAGUUCGCUACAUAUUGUACCCGACUAUAGCAGCGACAAAUCGGUGGGAGAUGUAUAUGCUGAAUAUGUAUCUGCUGUCAUGGAAGGAGAUAGAGAAUCAGGUCUCUUUUUCUUAUCUGAGGCUGGUAUUGGGCUAUUUGAAAAUGAUCUCAAACUACCAUCCUGGGUUCCAAACUAUCCAGAAAUCUCCCAAGGCACUCCAUCAUGGAGGUAUUCUGGCAAUGCCUCUUUUGGAACUUUUGGAUCAGAUGUGCCCGUAACAAGAAUAUCAGGACGGAUAUUAUCGGUCGCGGGUGUCCAUAUGCAAACCAUAUCGCGACUAGGGGUAUCUCCAACUGUCGAGGGCUUGACUGAUAAACAACUUCUUUCUUUCAUCAGAGAUUUCACUUCCAGGCAUCUGAAAUAUGCGACAGGGAUACCAGCACUACAGGCCAUCUAUCGUGUAUUCACUACAUCAAACACUUACGAGUUCAACGUACCAAACCUUCUCCAUACUUAUGCAUUUGUACAUUGCCUCUUUAACAAUGUGCUCAUGGAGCACGACGAUGUGGAAGAUAUUUGGAGGAAACUUGUAGCGUUCGGGCUUCCACAUUUGGGCCAGGAUGCUCAUUUUAACAUUUUGAAUACAUUUUUCUGGCACAAUGAUAUUGGACCAGACGAAAUUGAAUCCACAUCUGCUAGGAUUGGGAUCCCUGAUUCAAGAGAAUUAUUCCUGGAGGAAAUAUCAAAUGCGAAAACACAGCUGUCUAGAGACCUGAGCGCGAAUACAGAUCGACGGCUUUUCGAGACUGAUAGUGGCUAUCUAGGUCUAGCACCAGAGAAAGCAGCAGAAGGAGAUCUGGUGUGUAUACUCAACGGCUGCGAAAUGGUAGCCCUCCUACGAAAACACGGCAACAAUUAUCUAUUUGUUGGCCUAUGUUUCGUUUUGGGUUUAAUGGAUGGAGAGGCUAGGGCGUAUCUUGACGCCGGCCGAACAAAGGUCAAAAUAUUUGACAUUAAGUAAACUUCAUGAACGCUUCGUAAUCUUUGAAUUGGACGGGUUGGGCAGUGGUGUGUUUAAAAGUUUCAUGUGUGUCCAGUCAUGUGCAUUUACGAGAUGUCCUCCUUAAGUCUAUGAGGCUGCAAUAUAACCGCAUAGAUAGGAGGAUAACUAAAACUUCCUGAAGUAUGGAGCAAAUUAAUUCAAAUACAUGC
Molecule: messenger RNA, 2362 nt
Organism: Mollisia scopiformis
Lineage: Eukaryota; Fungi; Ascomycota; Leotiomycetes; Helotiales; Mollisiaceae
Product: HET-domain-containing protein
Exons: 2
Coding region: 141-2171 (676 amino acids)
Source: RefSeq, a predicted model, not a curated record